AUGGAAAUGAAGCAUACUCUAUCACAUAAUAUAAUCAAAUCACCGACCCAGAAGGACUUCAACUACAUGUUCCAAUGGCUAUAUCACCGUAUUGAUCCGAGCUAUCGCUUCCAGAAAAACAUCGACCAAGAAGUCCCUCCGAUCUUAAAGCAGCUACGUUAUCCUUAUGAGAAGAGCAUCACCAAAUCACAAAUCUCCGCGGUGGGUGGCCAAAACUGGAGCACCUUCCUGGGGUUGCUCCAUUGGAUGAUGCAGUUAGCACAUAUGCUUGAGGGCUAUUCGUCUAAUCGCUACGAUGAAGCCUGUAUUGAGAGUGGAAUAGACGUUAUUAGCGAUCAUAUUGUUUUCGACUUUCUGAGCUCAGCGUACCGCGACUGGCUUGCUAUGGAUGAGGACGCUGGUGAUGAUGAUGCUGAGAAAGUACUUGGACCCCACGUGGAAGAUAUGGCGGGGGCUUUCGAGAGGUCCAACUCCAAAUACCUAUCGGAACUUGAGAUGCUCGAAGCGGAAAAUGCUAGGCUACUCAAGGAGAUUGAGGAUCUCGAGAAGUCUACUCCAGAUCCCCGUGUUCUCGACAACCACUUCAAAAUUAUGGAGGAGGACAAAGUCAAGUUCGAGGAGUAUAAUGCGUUGGCUUUAUCGAGAUCUGACAAAUACGAAAGCCGCAUCCAAGUUUUACAAGAAGAACUUGACAAACUGAUGGAGGAACUAAGGGAAGCAGAGGAAGAACGCCGCGCAUUACAGAAGGAGGUUGACGACCAAGGUAUCAGCAUGCAGGAUAUCGACCGCAUGACUUCCGAACGUGAAAGGUUACAGAAGGCGGAGAAGGAGAUGGAAGCCAGCCGUAAGCUCGACGAGCUAGAGAGGCUUGUCGACAAGUACAACACGCUCGCUUACCAAAUCGGCCUCAUUCCUGCGACCGCUGUCAAUGCCAAGGGCGUUGCAUACGAACUAGCCGUGACCGUCAACGAGUCGGACUUUACAGGCUCUAUAAUGAAGGGAUCAUACUCGGGUGGAGGGGGGAGCGAACGCCUACUUGCCGAUUCUGUGACAGGCUACCAGCCAGCACAUAUCCUCAACCUGGAACUGCGCGGACACGUUAAGAACAACUUCCUAGCUUUGCGCAAGGAUAUCUCGGAGCGACGGACUGCGGCCAUGGAUGCUAUGAUGAAGGACCACGAUCUGCUUGACGGCAUUAAGGAGGCAAUUGAAGACAAGCGGAACGAGGUCGAGGCUCUGGAACACAGAGUCAGGGCGGCAGAAGAGGAGUCACUACGACGCAAAAACUCGCCUCCGAUGCGCAGAUUGAGAAGAUGGAAAAGGAACUCGCCAAGAUGCGAGCCCAGCUCACCGAAUCCGUUCAGCUUAUGGAGCAGAGGGAUGAACACAAACAUUGAAUAUGAGCAAUUAACCCUCCGAGCCAACGCGCUACGCGAGGAGCUACACACAGAGAUCGAGAGGAUGCUCAACGACAUCAUCAAGUUCAAGGUGCACAUUCAGAAGAACCUAGAAGACUACGAGGGCUUCGUGACGGACGAGCUCGAGAAGGAGCUCGGCAGCGACGAGAUGCAGGAUGAUACCCGUGGUUUUGGUUGGAUGGGUGCGGAUGAUGACCGUAAUGAGGACUCCGUGGACGUUAUUGAAUAUGGGUGGGAACGGAUGCCUGAUCUAGAAAAGUGGUCCUCCCUCAUCCUCUCCUACACCCGCCAACACCGCAUCUACCGCCUCUCCCUAUCCUACGACGGAACCCCCUACGAGCCCCUCUUCCGCAACCGCAAGCUAGGCCGCUCUUUACGCCUCUCCGACGCCCGGGAAAUCUUCGAGUUCAUGCGCAAGGAGGGACGGGCGGAACCCGUCGCGGCUGGGAAAGACGGGAGUGGGAGUGGGAGUGGAGGUGGAGGUGGGUUAAGUGGUGGAGGAAACGGCGGCGGGGGGGAUGUCUACUGGGUGUACUGGCGGACGCCGGAGGAGUGGGCGGGUUUGAUCGAGGCCUGGGUUGAGGAGACGGCGCAGAAGGGCGCUGUGUUGACGUUGUAUGAGUUGACGGAUGGGAGGCGACGAGGGGGACUGCAAGACAACGAAUACAGCAAAAGCUAUGAGUAUGAAAAUCUACCCACGCUAACACAAAUCACAGAAUUCUACGGUCUCGACCCCGAGCUCCUCCAAAAAGCGCUCCAAGUCCUCGUCAAGCGCGGCAAAGCACAAAUCUUCGGCCAAGAAGACCAGCAAGGUGUUAAAUUCUUCUAA
Daldinia childiae is the source of this 2247-nucleotide messenger RNA. RefSeq names its product putative kinetochore protein ndc80. The record is from RefSeq and is a predicted model, not a curated record. Bases 1 to 2247 code for a protein of 748 amino acids. Gene Ontology annotation, biological process: attachment of mitotic spindle microtubules to kinetochore; multivesicular body sorting pathway. Gene Ontology annotation, cellular component: ESCRT II complex; Ndc80 complex. Lineage: Eukaryota; Fungi; Ascomycota; Sordariomycetes; Xylariales; Hypoxylaceae. The transcript has 7 exons.